UCUAUCCUGCAGAUGGCCGGAUAGCUUCUGCUAGCUUUUAUUCUCAUCUUUUUUUUACUUCUAAAUGAAAUGUAUUUAAGUCUCGCCUUUUGACAGCGUUUCUGUUAAACUAGUAUUUUAUUCUGUUGAUUUCCCACAUGUUAUUGUGAGUGUAUUGUGUGUGUUUUGUACAGUAUUUAUUUGGUAGCAGCUAGCCCCGUUAGCAUCUUUGUUGUGAGUUUAGGCCUCGCCGUUUCACCGGCUGUCGAUUUUAACAAUAGCCGGAAAACACCCCCCUCUCCUCGGCUUGUUUUCAUCACAUUUCAAGGGAUUAUCUCUCAAACAAACAUGGAGGAUAAACAGGUCUGGAUGCCUUUCAGCAACUGAGACGGUUUGUUAUGCUGGAGGAUAUUUAAUUUCACCUGGAAUUGAAGAUAUUUUUUGAGAAGAGGAUCAUAUUUUAGGAUCACAAAGAAAAGAUGUCUAACGGCGCAGGAUGGCUGGAGUCUGCGAAUGGCAAAGGGGAUUCUGCAAAGAUGGACACUCCCAAGAAGUCGAGCUCCAAGCUUUCUGUGGAGCGAGUUUAUCAGAAGAAGACGCAGCUGGAGCACAUCCUCCUCCGCCCGGACACCUACGUGGGCACCGUGGAGCCCAUCACCCAGCAAAUGUGGGUUUUUGAUGAAGAAAUAGGAAUGAACCAGAGGGAGAUCACCUUUGUCCCGGGGCUGUACAAAAUCUUUGAUGAAAUCCUGGUCAACGCAGCAGACAACAAACAGAGAGACAAGAACAUGACGGGCAUUAAGAUCACCAUUGACGCUGAGUCCAACACCAUCUCGGUGUGGAACAACGGUAAGGGGAUCCCGGUGGUGGAGCACAAAGACGAGAAGAUGUACGUUCCUGCGCUCAUCUUCGGACAAUUACUCACCUCCAGCAACUACGACGACGACGAGAAGAAGGUCACAGGUGGAAGGAACGGAUACGGAGCUAAACUCUGUAACAUCUUCAGCACCAAAUUCACUGUGGAGACGGCCUGCAAAGAGUACCGGCACAGCUUCAAACAGACGUGGCUGAACAACAUGUCAAAAACCUCGGAGCCUAAGAUCAAGUUCUUCGACGGAGAGGACUUCACGAUCGUGACGUUCCAGCCCGACCUGUCCAAGUUCCAGAUGGAGAAACUGGACAAAGACAUCGUGGCUCUUCUGACCCGCCGAGCGUACGACAUCGCAGGGUCCUGCCGGGGCAUCAAGGUCACGCUCAACGGGAAGAAACUGCCCAUCACUGGUUUCCGCAGCUACGUGGAUCUGUACGUGAAGGACAAAGUAGACGAGAUGGGCGUUGCUCUGAAGGUUGUGAACGAGAAGGUGAACGACCGCUGGGAGGUUUGUCUCACGCUCAGUGAAAAAGGAUUCCAGCAGAUCGGCUUCGUCAACUGCAUCGCCACCACCAAGGGCGGCAGACACAUCGAUUAUGUUGUGGAUCAGAUCGUCCAUAAACUGAUUGAAGUGGUGAAGAAGAAGAACAAAGCGGGCGUCACGGUGAAGCCUUUCCAGGUGAAGAACCACAUCUGGGUGUUUGUGAACGCGCUGAUCGAGAACCCCAGCUUCGAUUCUCAGACGAAGGAAAACAUGACGCUGCAAACCAAAAGCUUCGGGUCCAAAUGCGUCAUGUCAGAGAAGUUCGUCAAAGCUGCGACUAACUGUGGGAUCGUGGAGAGCAUCUUGAACUGGGUGAAGUUCAAAGCUCAGACGCAGCUCAAUAAGAAAUGUUCCUCUGUGAAGUACAGCAAGAUCAAAGGAAUCCCAAAACUGGACGACGCCAACGACGCCGGAGGGAAACACUCGGCUGAAUGCACCCUCAUCCUGACGGAGGGCGACUCCGCCAAGUCUCUGGCUGUCUCCGGACUGGGAGUCAUCGGACGAGAUCGAUACGGAGUGUUCCCGCUGAGAGGAAAGAUCCUGAACGUGAGGGAGGCCACGCACAAACAGAUCAUGGAAAAUGCUGAGAUCAACAACAUCAUUAAAAUCGUGGGCCUCCAAUACAAGAAGAGCUACGAAGACCCCGAGUCUCUGAGGAGUUUACGCUACGGUCGCAUCAUGAUUAUGACCGAUCAGGAUCAAGAUGGCUCCCACAUCAAAGGCCUGCUCAUCAACUUCUUCCACCACAACUGGCCGUCUCUGCUCAAACACACCUUCCUGGAGGAGUUCAUCACCCCCAUCGUCAAGGUAAACAAGAGCAAGCAGGAGUUUGCCUUCUACAGUAUCCCUGAGUUCGACGAGUGGAAGAAAAACACAGAGAACUUUAAAACCUGGCACAUAAAGUACUACAAAGGUUUGGGUACAAGUACAAGCAAAGAGGCCAAGGAGUAUUUUGCAGACAUGGAGAAACACCGCAUCACGUUCAGAUACAGCGGAGCGGAGGACGACGCUGCCAUCACUCUGGCGUUCAGUAAGAAGAAGACGGACGACAGGAAGGAGUGGCUCACAAACUUCAUGGAGGACCGACGACAGAGGAGGAUGCACGGCCUGCCAGAGCAAUACCUGUAUGGGACUCAGGCGCGACACCUCUCCUACAACGACUUCAUCAACAAAGAACUGAUCCUUUUCUCCAACUCUGACAACGAGCGGUCCAUCCCGUCGCUGGUGGACGGUCUGAAGCCGGGCCAGAGGAAGGUGCUGUUCACCUGCAUGAAGAGGAACGAUAAGAGGGAAGUGAAGGUGGCUCAGCUGGCCGGAUCCGUGGCUGAAAUGUCUGCCUACCAUCAUGGAGAGCAAGCUCUGAUGAUGACCAUCGUGAACUUGGCUCAGAACUUCGUUGGCAGCAACAACGUGAACAUCCUGCAGCCGCUCGGUCAGUUCGGUACUCGCAUCAACGGAGGAAAAGAUGCUGCCAGCCCUCGAUACAUCUUCACCAUGCUCAGUCCUCUGGCGAAGCUGCUGUUCCCGUCCGGAGAUGCCAACCUGCUGAAGUUCCUGUACGAUGAUAACCAGAAGGUGGAGCCGGAGUGGUACAUCCCCAUCAUCCCCAUGGUGCUGGUGAACGGGGCCGAGGGCAUCGGCACCGGGUGGGCCUGCAAACUCCCCAACUACGACCCCCGAGAGAUUGUCAACAACAUCUACCGGCUGCUCAAACACCAGGACCCCCUGCCCAUGCUUCCCAGGUACAAGAACUUCAAAGGAGUGAUCCAUGAGCUGGGUCAGAACCAGUACCUGAUGAGUGGAGAGGUGUCGGUGCUCGACAGAACCACCAUCGAGAUCACAGAGCUUCCUGUGCGCACCUGGACUCAGUCGUAUAAGGAGUCCGUUCUGGAGCCCAUGCUGCAGGGAACAGAUAAAACUCCCGCUCUCAUCAACGACUAUAAGGAAUAUCACACGGACCAGACGGUGAAGUUCGUGGUCCGGAUGUCGGAGGAGAAGCUGGCUCAGGCCGAGUCCGUCGGGCUGCACAAAGUCUUCAAGCUGCAGUCAACUCUCACCUGCAACUCCAUGGUGCUUUUUGAUCACAUGGGCUGUAUGAAGCGUUACGACUCGGUUCAAGAUAUCCUCAAAGAAUUCUUCGACCUGCGUCUCCAAUAUUACAAACUGAGGAAGGAUUGGCUGCUGGGAAGUCUGGGAGCCGAAGCCUCGAAACUGUCCAAUCAGGCUCGCUUCGUCCUGGAGAAGAUCGAGGGAAAAAUCACCAUUGAGAAUAAAAGCAAGCGAGAGCUGAUCCGCAUGCUGGUGCAGAAAGGAUUCGAAUCAGAUCCAGUGGCUGCCUGGACUAAAGCUCAGGAGAAGGCUCAGGAGGAGGAAGAAGCUCGAGACGGGAACGAGAGCGACGGCUCGGUGGAUUCAGGAUCGGGACCGAACUUCAACUACAUCCUCAACAUGCCUCUGUGGUGCCUGAGCAAAGAGAAGGUGGAGGACCUGCUCAAACAGAGGGACCACAAGAGAUCAGAGCUGAACGACCUGGAUAAGAAAUCUCCGGAGGAUCUGUGGAAGGAGGACCUGGCCGUGUUUAUCGAGGAGCUCGAUAAAGUGGAGGCGCAGGAGCGCGAGGAUGAUAAUAUAGGGAAGGGAGUGAAGAUGGUGAAGGGGAAGGUGGGAAAGCCUAAAGCCAAGAAGCUGAACCUGGAGGAGACGCUUCCCUCUCUGUACGGACGGAGAGUGGAGCCUCCAACUCAGGCGCUGCGCUCCGAUUCUGCCAAGAAGCUGUCCAGGAAGAAGAAGGUGGACGAUUCAUCCGUGAAGAUGGAGUUUGAUGAGGAUGGUUUGGGCGUUGAGGCCGGAGUGGCUGGAGCGGCCGGAGCAGCAGAAAACUCCGCUGUAGUCCCAAAACCAAAAACUCCACGAGUGAGGAAAGACAAGAAAGAACCAGGUACUCCCAGAGUGAGGAAGACUCCAGCUCCCAAAGGAACGGCGGGUAAGAAGGUGAAGAAGAGGAACCCCUGGUCUGAAGACGAGUCGAAGUCCGAAAGUGAAGGGGAGGAAAUGCCCGUCAUCCCCCGAGAGACCAAGUCCCAGAGGGCCUCAGCUGCCAAGCCCAAAUACACGUUCGACUUCUCUGAGGAAGAGGGUGAUGAAGAUGAGGAGAAUGGCGACGAUGACGUGGUUUCUUCUCCGAUGAGGUCGUCUUUUAAAGAGGACUUCCCUUCCUCUGAGCCCAAGCCGAGCUUCAGCCUUGACGACGAAGACGACGACGACGACGAAGACUGCUUCUCUCCUCCCAAAAAGACCACGUCUGCACCAGAAGCUAAGAAGACAGAGACGAGCAGCAUCUUCAUGUCCAAGUCCAGCUUCUCUGAGAAGAGCAACGACAGCGACCACUCCAAUAAGUCGGACAGUGAGGACGACGUGAUCCCAGUGUUAUCCUCCUACUCCAGCAGCUCUGCGUUUGACAAAAUAUCACCAGCAAAAAAAGCAGCAGCAGCAGCUAAGAAGCCGUCUGAUUCCACUCCCAAACCGAAGAAGGCCCCGGCACCGAGAGCAAAGAAAGCUGAUAAAUCCAUCUUCGACUCGGACUCUGACACCGGGUCCAAGAAACCAGCAGCAGCAUCAGCCUCAGCUCCUAAAGGUGGUGCAGGGAGAGGCAGGGGGAGGAAGAGGAAGGGCUCUGGGUCUGAAGACGAGUACAGUCCCAUGAAGAAGGAGAGGACACCAGUCGGCAAAAAGCCCCAGAAACCUCCGUCAGACGAUGAAGACGAUCACUUCGUGAGCGGCUCGUCUGCAAGCCGUCCGGGUCGAGCCAAGAAGGAAGUGAGUUACUUUGUGGAUUCAGAUAACCCAGAAGAAGAAGACGACGACGACAUGUUCGAUUAAACACACACUCCAAACACACUCCACCCCCCACCUUGUGUUCCCCCCCCCCCCACAGACUUUUGUACAUUUCCUCCUUCGUUUUAUUUCCAUUAAUGGUGACGUUCAAUGAUUUUUAACGUGUGGUUGUUUUACACUUUUUCUUAUACAUAUACAGGUUUCUUUUUUUAUUGCUCAUUGAAAUGUUCCGUACUUGUCCGAAGCGGCUUUUAGAAGUUUAGACGGCGGUGCUUUAGCACUCUUUAAUUGUUAAAAUACUGUGUAACUUUUUGAACAUGAAGUAAACGAUGAAAUGUC
Molecule: messenger RNA, 5567 nt
Organism: Trematomus bernacchii (emerald rockcod)
Lineage: Eukaryota; Metazoa; Chordata; Actinopteri; Perciformes; Nototheniidae
Gene: top2b
Product: DNA topoisomerase II beta
Exons: 36
Coding region: 459-5273 (1604 amino acids)
Biological process (GO): resolution of meiotic recombination intermediates; sister chromatid segregation; DNA topological change
Cellular component (GO): nucleus
Molecular function (GO): ATP binding; DNA binding; DNA topoisomerase type II (double strand cut, ATP-hydrolyzing) activity
Source: RefSeq, a predicted model, not a curated record